CCCUCUCCCAAAAUUUCAACAACCAGUUGUCUUAAUUUGCUCUGAUUUUGCGAAGGUCUUUUGUGGAACAAACAUUCUUUUAGAUUUUGUAUUUAUUUUACAUUUUUUGACCCCGUGUAUAUAUAUACAGAAGAAGUAGGAAGGGUAAAGUGAAGCAAUUAUUCUUCCAGAUUGAUUAUUUCAUUGUGUAUAUAUAUAUAUAUAUAUUGAAGAAGUAAGAAGAUGGGGUAUUCGGAGAACACAAGGGGUUUAGUUCUAGCAAUGGUUUCCAGUUUGUUCAUUGGAACGAGUUUUAUCUUAAAGAAGAAAGGUCUCAAGCGUGCUGCUGCUGCUGGUACUCGAGCAGGAGGUGGAGGCUAUACUUAUUUGCUUGAGCCCCUUUGGUGGGUAGGCAUGAUCACAAUGAUUGUUGGGGAAGUUUCCAAUUUUGUGGCCUAUAUUUAUGCUCCAGCAGUUCUUGUGACCCCCCUUGGUGCGUUGAGUAUAAUUAUCAGUGCUGUCUUGGCACACUUUAUGUUGAGGGAACGUUUACAACGGUUAGGUGUGGUGGGAUGCAUAUUGUGCAUUGUAGGAUCCGUGGUAAUUGUUAUACAUGCACCUCAGGAACAUAUGCCAACUUCUGUACAAGAAAUCUGGAUUUUGGCAAUUCAACCAGCAGCAUUUGUGAUUUAUGCAGCCGCAACAAUAUCCAUAGUAGUAGCUUUGAUGUUGCAUUUCGAGCCUCGUUAUGGGCAGACGAAUGUGCUGGUAUAUUUGGGAAUAUGUUCUUUAAUGGGUGCACUUACGGUUGUAAGCAUAAAGGCUAUUGGAAUUGCAAUAAAACUUACGCUGGAAGGAAUUAGUCAGAUUGCUUAUCCACAAACUUGGUUUUUUCUAGCUGUUGCAGUAAUCUGUGUCAUCAUGCAGUUGAAUUAUCUAAACAAGGCACUGGAUACAUUCAAUGCUGCAAUUGUUUCUCCAAUAUAUUAUGUAAUGUUCACCACUUUGACUAUCAUUGCAAGCGCAAUAAUGUUCAAGGACUGGGCUGGACAAGAUGCUAGCAGCAUAGUAUCUGAGCUCUGUGGAUUUAUCACAGUGCUUUCAGGAACAAUUGUACUCCAUGUGACUAGAGAACAAGAACCAGCAAAUCCACCAGGAAAUGUACCGUGGUAUGAUGGAGAAGAUAUAAAAGUUAUGGAGGAUGGACAUUACAUAAUGUUGAAUGAUUCAAACUAUUUCCACUGAUUUGAUCUCGUGAAUGUCUAUAGCAAAAGUUGAAGCUGUAUCGGUAGCUGAUGCUUGAUUUGUGUUUUUGUGUAAUGAGAAUUAUUGUUUAAGCUCAGCAAUGUGAGCUUUACAACUGGGAGGUGAGUUCUCCCACGAGCACAAUUUUGGGAAAGGGUUCGAGUUACGGCUUCAAUUUUAGCCUUGACAACAUGUGGAUACAUUUUGGACAUGGUUUCUUGCAGAGUUGCUAUUCAAAUUGAGGUCUGUGCAUACAUGGCGGUGUCUUUUCGUUCAGUUUGUUGUUUAGAGUAUCUUAGUUGAUUCAUGUUGUAAUUUAUUGAGCCACCGCAUUGGUGUAACAUAGAAUUCAUUGUUUUGUAGUGUAAAGAAGGUUGCAGCAGUAAGUUAGAUUGGCAUUUUUUUUUUUAAGGCAGCUUACGAGCAUUUGGUUUGGACAAUGACAGAUUAUGUAAUUUCUGGAGUUUAUGAAUUCGAAAUCGGAUAUUGCGGCGAA
Molecule: messenger RNA, 1720 nt
Organism: Lycium ferocissimum
Lineage: Eukaryota; Viridiplantae; Streptophyta; Magnoliopsida; Solanales; Solanaceae
Product: probable magnesium transporter NIPA6
Exons: 9
Coding region: 223-1224 (333 amino acids)
Biological process (GO): magnesium ion transport
Cellular component (GO): membrane
Molecular function (GO): magnesium ion transmembrane transporter activity
Source: RefSeq, a predicted model, not a curated record